AAACUUCAAGUCCUCAAUCAAUUCUUUCCACUUUAACUUCAAUUCAUUAUCAAAAUUAUCUUAAAAUGGAGUCAACAUCUCUAAUCUCCUCAACUCUUCCUUCUCUACAAAUUCCUUGCAAAAAAUUGCAUAAUCAAAAGCUCAAAUUUAGAGGUCAAACCAAAAGGUCUAGCCAUGGAAUUGCAUUUUCAAGUAGAAGAGAAGACUCAUAUGAAUGGAGUAAUAAUAAUAAUAACAAUAAUAUGUAUGGAGAAAUGCUUGUCGAUGAGAGCAUGAUCGUGUUAAGGAAACGCAUACACGAAAUGAAGAUGAUCGAGAGAAAUUACGAGCCCCCACAAGAAUGGAUGCAAUGGGAGAAGCAGUGUUAUGCAAGUUAUGAUCACUUUAUUUGCAAAUAUGUUGGAUUCUUGCAAAUGCAUUUGAUGAAUACUAGGCCUAGUUUGGCUUUAGGUAUGAUGUUUCUUAUUACCAUGAGCCUUCCCAUUUCGACGGUGAUGAUUGCACUUCAGUUGAUGGAGGCCGGUAGUGGAGUCAUUUCGGCCGUUCAUUUGGGUUGAUCGGAAAAUUCUUAUGUUCUUGUUUAUUAGAAAUCCAAUUCUUUAUUUCUUACAUUGUAAAGCAUAUACGAUUGAUGAGAUGUUUAGCAUUAAUUUACUCAUAUAGCUAUAGUAUUUAUAUUCAUCAAGAUGUGUAUAUUGAAGGCCUUAAUAUAUGAUUAUCUUUCAUCUUAAA
Messenger RNA from Mercurialis annua (annual mercury), 732 nucleotides. RefSeq lists its product as uncharacterized. The coding region runs from base 66 to 557 and encodes 163 amino acids. The transcript has a single exon. The record is from RefSeq and is a predicted model, not a curated record. Lineage: Eukaryota; Viridiplantae; Streptophyta; Magnoliopsida; Malpighiales; Euphorbiaceae.